Molecule: messenger RNA, 399 nt
Organism: Staurois parvus
Lineage: Eukaryota; Metazoa; Chordata; Amphibia; Anura; Ranidae
Source: the annotation of a GenBank genome assembly
GGGGGGUGUGACAGUGUGGCGAUCUGUCACCCUGGAUUCUCAACAAGGCAGGUUGAGGGGCUCCAGGGUAAAUGUUUGAUAUGGAGGAAAGUGGCUUUUCACCUUCCUCCUUUGUUUGUAAGGUCUGUUUUGGGAUCUGGAGCCUGGAGAUUUCAAAGAGAUCUGGGAGGGAUGAAAUCUCCAAUCCUGGGACCAGGUUUUGGGAAUGGCCAUUACACUGAUUGCACAGGUGUGCACGGCUCCACCCCGGCAGUUAGGAGUCAGGAGGGCUCCACCCUGGCAGACGGGAGGUGUGCACGGCUCCACCCCGGCAGUUAGGAGUCAGGAGGGCUCCACCCCGGCAGACGGGAGGUCUCUGCCUUGGAGUCAGGUGGAAGCCAGACUAGCUGUGUGCUAGUG